AUGACAUUCAAAGCCCUCUUCGACACCCGAGAGGUGACAAAAGUGUACUACUACGCCCUUCGAACUGCGAUUGAUCGUGACAAGCGUGUAACAAAUGGUGGACUAGGUUCAAGCCAACCGUCAGCUGCAAUUAUCUUCCAGUGUAUAUGGACGCCUCGUAUAGCCAUUCAAUCGCCCACGCACCUUCAAACACGACGACUUCGGUGGACAACUGUGAAUAAUCAAUCGAUAAAACACCAAUCCACCACCGGCCCCGUGUCCUCUUUGGUCCUAUUCGCCUAUCACUCCCAAUUCACCAAAAGCAUAGGCAGUUUGGUCCCCGGUUACCGGUUUCAUUUCAGACGAUCUGCCAACUCUGUCUCCGAGUACCCCGUUGAGAUGCACACCCAGAAUUUAAACGACUUUAAAGUUAAGCGCUCGAUACGGUUGAACCAACCAGAUUUCUAA
Molecule: messenger RNA, 447 nt
Organism: Coprinopsis cinerea okayama7#130
Lineage: Eukaryota; Fungi; Basidiomycota; Agaricomycetes; Agaricales; Psathyrellaceae
Exons: 4
Coding region: 1-447 (148 amino acids)
Source: RefSeq, a predicted model, not a curated record